GAACUUCUUUUUUCUUCUUUUCUUUUUGUUGAUGUUGAACUCGUUAUUAACUCUGUAAUUCCUCUGUAUUUUUAUUCUAAUUUUUUUUUUCCUAAAAGAAUGGCAAUAGGGAGUGGUGGAGAAGAACAAAGGCACCGCCAUGCAUGUGCAGCAUGCAAGCAUCAAGGGAAGAAGUGCGAUGAGAAUUGUCUGUUGGCGCAAUACUUUCCGGCAGAGAAGGCUGAGGAAUUCAAUGCAGUUUAUAAAACUUUUGGGGUAAAAAAUUUGACAAAGAUGCUAAAAAGUGUCCCCAAUGAUCACCGGAAACAAGCCGCCGACACCCUCAUAUGGGAAGCAAUGGCAUGGAAGGAAGACCCACUCCAAGGCCCUCGAGGACUAUACAACAGGGUAAUAGCCGAGUUGAAUAUUCUUCAACAGUAUCAUUCGGCUAGGUCGGUUGGAUUGUGUGGCGAACACGAUUUGGGAGUACAAGAAAUAAAAUACCAACUUUCAACAGGAGAAACGUCAAGGUCAAAGGAAUACCAACAAGCAGACACAGGCCACCGUGGUUGGGUGGCUCCUCCUCCGGGUUGGGUUAAAAUUAACGUAGAUAGUUCAGCUCCUUUUGGAGAUUACAUUGGUGGUGGGAUUUGCAGAAAUUCUUUAGGGAAGUGUCUCUUUGGUUUCACAGUCCAUCAGUGUCAAGGGUCUGAUGAGCUUGGAGCUCAAUUUCAAGCUAUUAUUAAGGGUUUAAUAGAGGCUUGGACUAGAUGUCACAGAAAAAUUAUAAUCGAGAUCAAUUCACUUGAGGUUGUACAUUCUAUAACUAACGGGGUUCGGCCUCAAGAUCAUUUUAUACAUCUAUCUAAAAUUAAAGAGCUUUUAGGAAGGGAUUGGUGUUGUAGAGUGGAACGUGUUGGCAAUGAAGCUAACUUGUGCGCAAAUUGGUUAGCAACUAUGUUUGCUCAUGAGUCACCAGGUGACAGUUUUUUUGAAGUUCCACCAAUUUCGAUUGCUAGUAUUUUGGAGAAAGAUUUAGCUGGGGUUCGCGGCCUAUGACUAAUGGUAAUGGAGCUCUAAUACCACUUACUGUUAGAUCAGAGUGAUUUUUACUCACCCUUUGGUAUCGAGGAGAAGAAAAAUCCAUUUUUUUC
Molecule: messenger RNA, 1133 nt
Organism: Rubroshorea leprosula
Lineage: Eukaryota; Viridiplantae; Streptophyta; Magnoliopsida; Malvales; Dipterocarpaceae
Source: the annotation of a GenBank genome assembly